AUGAAUGCUGUGAACACUGUUCAGACCCUAAGUGGAACAAACUACAAAAAGUGGAAACAAGACUUGGAAAUCUGUCUGGGAUUAAUGGAUUUAGACAUGGCAACAAGGGAAGAUUCUCCUCCAGAACCUGCUACAGAUGCUACAGUUGAUGUCAAAUCAAAUUAUGAAAAGUGGCAGAAGGCUAAUCGAAUUGCUCUUUUGGUGAUCAAGAAGUCCAUGUCUGAUACAGUGAAAAAUUCAAGGAAUAAGGCAGAAACUGGGAAUCUCAUGAAUGAGCUCAUGUGGAAAAUGUAUAAUGGUAUAGGUUAUGUAAGGGAGCAUAUAUUAAAACUGCUAGAUAUUGGUGCAAAAUUAAAUGCUCUCAAGGUCCCUAUGAGUGAUCCUUUCUUAGUUCAUGUGGCACUUCACUCGUUGCCAAAUGAGUAUUCACAACUGAAAAACACAUACAAUGCACAAAAGUAA
Pyrus x bretschneideri (Chinese white pear) is the source of this 462-nucleotide messenger RNA. RefSeq lists its product as uncharacterized. The transcript has 2 exons. NCBI's taxonomy places the organism in Eukaryota, Viridiplantae, Streptophyta, Magnoliopsida, Rosales, Rosaceae. Bases 1 to 462 code for a protein of 153 amino acids. The record is from RefSeq and is a predicted model, not a curated record.